AUGGAAUUCACUAAUGGACCGCCCACAACUACAAGACCAAAUAUGAAAUGUGCUGUUUUGAACACAAAGGCGUGCAGGGCUCGUCCUACAGCGACUUAUCGCGCAUCAAAGUCUGGGUAUUACCCAGGUUCCCCAAGAGAUCUCAAGGUGGACACAUACCUCAAGUACAAUCCAGCUGACAAAAUAUUGUAUCCAGUUGUUAAUAUAUCGUUCAAAGGACCAGAUGACGCAACCCUGAUUUUUGUCAAAGGAUUUGAGGUAACGCUGAUGAUAGCCAGUGGCGAACAUGCCUCAUGGGAAUUGGCUAUUUGUCGGUUGUUUGACUUGAGCGCAGCAAAUAUCACCAAUGAUGACGUGGUAACAAGUUCACAGAUUGAAUUUUCAUAUAAAGGAUGCUUCAGUCUCCUGAGAAAGAAGACAACAUAUCGGGUGCGAGUGCGCUCACUCCCUGAGCCCACAACUAUUAACUCCCCUGCCAAAGAUGUUGCUGUCUACAUUGACACCCCAGUGCCAACUGCGCCGGUUAUUGACAGUCGCAAUUCUGCCAACUGGGCAUUUUUCAUCCAGACUGUCAUUGAUAACAACCAACUAAAAGUCAGCUUUUCGAAGCCACCAUAUAAAUUUAAAUUCACGAGAUUUCGGGUGUCACUCAUCAGAUACACGACAAAUGAAGAAGGUGAACAAAUUCCGAAGUUGGUGACAGAACAAGAAGUGCAAACUAGUCCUGUGGUGUUUAAGGUCCGCUGUCCUGGGCUAUAUGCAGUUUGGGUCGAACCCAUCGAUACGUAUUUACUGAAAAAAAAGAAGUGCCUUUGUAAACUCGACGGUCAGUGUGCCAGUAUGUGCCUGAUAUCGAGGACCCGAAGUCCUAUCAACAUCACCACAGCUGGUCCUUCAUGUCCGGGUGCUAAUUUGCCUAAGACUACCAGCACUGCCAGUAACACCAAUGUCCCGGAUACAGGACCUUUGACUUUGAAUAUACUUGGAGUGAGCAUAUCAGCAACAUGUGGCUUGAUUGUUGUCUUCGUGCUGGUUUUCGUUUUCUGCAGACGACGCUGGAAGUCUGGCGGGGACGCUCCUACACUUAGGCCUCUGAUAGAUUCAUCGAAGACUCAUUUUAACCCAGACUGCUGCCUCCGAUCACGCACUAUAAAUGAAAGAACCAAACAAACAGGCAUGCCUCCUAGUCUUUACAAGUCAAACCCACUGAGCAUGCUGACUGUCACGAAUAAGACGUUACUCCUUCUUUAUCACGCUGGUAGCCUUGCCCACAAGAACGUUGUGUUCCUAUUUGCUAACUUCCUGACAUGUCACUGCUGCAUGGAAUUUAUCCUGCAUGACCGCUGUGCCAUUGAAAUCGGUUUGAAAGGCAAAGACAAUUGGGUGGUUGAAAAAUUCGUGGCAGUUGACUGGAUUGUCAUCAUCAACUCCACAGGAGCCUUUGAGCAGUUAAGGAAUAACUCGGACAUGAUCCAAACAGAAGCCCAUAUUCUAAACGACAUGUUUUCCUGUGCUAUAACGAUGUUGGAUAGGUUUUCAGAUAAACUUAAGAAUAAUUGCAUCAGCGUUUACUUUCCAUACACGGAUAAGAAGAAAUUGAUAAGACAGUUUACACCUAAAGGAAUUCACUACGAGCUCACGACAAAAAUAUAGAGCCAUUUUUUCUGCGUGUGCAUGGAGUUGAAAAAUAUGGCGCAAACGACCAUGAGAUGGACUGUAAACUAGCUAACAUCAAUCGUACGGAACUUGGUCGACACAUACAUCUACACGCAGUAUACACGUAGGCCUUCAACCGGCUAAAUAGCGUCUACACAGUAUAUGUACUGACCACGUCAUAAGACUUGUUUCAAAGCCACGUUUGUCUAGACGCUUUUGCCCUUUACUGUCCUACUUUGCUGCUGAAUUCCAUGAUUAACUGCAUGUUGCUAUCAAUAAUCUGAUAAAUUGUCAUGGCAGAGAACAGAGUCUUGACUGCUUGAAUGUCUCUGGCCACAGUAAGUUUUUAUAAAAGAAUAUUUUGGAAGGACCGUUCGAUAUGGCCCACAAAAGUCAGUCUGUGCGGAGGAGAUCGACCGUGUGCAAUGUGAUCCCCUUGGAUUCAACCAGAUUCUUUUCCCUGGAUCUUUAUACAGUCUGUGAUUUGGUAGAAUAAGAACAUGGUCGAGAAGCUUGACGGGUAGCCUGCGACAUCUCCUGGGACGACCCGAGUUCCAAUCGGCUCAAACUGUUUUCCUUCAUCUGCUGCGCCAAUUUUUAUGUCGGAUGUUAUGCCUUUCAUUCAACGUUUUCCAUUUCACUUCCAGCUUGGUCUACAGAGUCUAUUGGGAGUUUGGCACGGGCAGAGUUUGAGCAGUUCUACCGGGACUGUCCUCUUGACGGAUCAGCUACAUCAGCCAGGGCUCCGUUUCAACAGGAAUGCAAUGACAUACACGCUUAUCUUGUGGACGACCUAACGAUUAAAUAAAAUCUGGUACCAGAGAUAUCGCCCCCUGGUAUCAUUUCAUGGGAACUUUGUCAAACCUACUUUUGAAUGCCCCUGGUCAUCAAUGCCGGUGUAGAGGUUCAAGCUGGCCCCUUAUAGAACCGAAUACCACAACUAUAUCUCGUGGUAAUGUUGCAAAAGCGGGUGUAAAAGGAACACUUUUGGACUCUUACUUUGAAACGGAAUUUCGACAGACCACGAAUUCACAGCCCAUUCAACAAGCCGAAAUUGACUUUAGAAAUUAAUACCGAGCUGGCAUAGAGGCCUUGGUCGUAUGUUCAAAAGCGCUCGUGUUGACCGAAAAUGCCGACUCGCAAAAUCAGAGGCAGGGUCGAGGGUCUCGGACUGCAUUUUUGGUCAGUCGCAUACUGUGAUAAUAACUCAUAUGUUGUGGACAUCGCAGGUAGGUCCAUAUCGAACCCGAGAUUAAAGGUUUAACUCGCAGACGAGUGAUUCCUUCGUCGCACGCAGCAACGAGUUGUAAUUAAGGGGUUACUGCGGUUUGCCGCACCCUCUUCGAAAUCCGUACAAACCCAGUGAUAAUAGGAAGGUCAGUGGUUUGACCAAGUCAUGUGCCAAUUCAUUUUCGACCGUGACACACCCGAAAAUCAUUUUCUGUACUUUGUUCUGCCAGUCUGGUUGUGCGAGGAACAGAGGGAGAGUUGGGAAACUAAUGGUAUUUAUUAGUGCUAGACAAUGCAAAAUCAAAGUUUACGAAAUGUACGGAUAUCAUUCUGGGCUGUAUGUUCUACUAUAUCAAAUUAUUCACAUAUUGGCAAUUAAGAGAAAAUAUCGGCCAUUUUGCAAGUUAAGGUAUUUACGCGUGACACAUCUGUCAAACCUUAGCGCUCAGACAUAUUGAUGACGUCUGUCAAAACCAGCCAAUUAUGUAUCUGAUACGUUACAAGCCAGAUCUGCUAAAACGUUCAAACUGAUGAGGGCUGAUAUUCUUGAGGUUAAAUGUCGAUGGUUUUUUUUGGGUUUUUUGUGAUCAAAAUACCUUUAAUCCCAAAAUUAUUUAAGAGGCACAUUAAAAAAAGAAAAUGAUAAAUCUCUGAUACUGCUAUAUCGUCUUUACUGUUCAAUAGUUCCGAUAGCCACUGAAAUUUACCAUCGUGAGAUAAGGUUUUUGAUACUUCUCCCUAGCAUCGAGGGGCGGAGUAUAUUGAAAAUCACUGGUUAUGUCAGGAUGCAAUUUAAAGGAGAUCGGUACAACUUUUGGACAUUUUUCGUGGGUUGACCUCCUAUUGAACUGCAUGUGCAAACGUGGACCCUAUCAUGCCUGUAUAAGCCAACUAGAGCAUGUCAGGAUCAUGUAUCAGAUGUCCACUUAGGCCUGAGCAUCGUGACAAUGGUGCGGAUAAUAUAUGACCUAUUUUCA
Molecule: messenger RNA, 3863 nt
Organism: Lineus longissimus
Lineage: Eukaryota; Metazoa; Nemertea; Pilidiophora; Heteronemertea; Lineidae
Exons: 11
Coding region: 1-1653 (550 amino acids)
Molecular function (GO): interleukin-17 receptor activity
Source: RefSeq, a predicted model, not a curated record